Daucus carota subsp. sativus is the source of this 1591-nucleotide messenger RNA. Its product is annotated as mediator of RNA polymerase II transcription subunit 19a. Gene Ontology annotation, cellular component: mediator complex. The coding region runs from base 406 to 1035 and encodes 209 amino acids. The record is from RefSeq and is a predicted model, not a curated record. The transcript has 7 exons. Gene Ontology annotation, molecular function: transcription factor binding; transcription coregulator activity. NCBI's taxonomy places the organism in Eukaryota, Viridiplantae, Streptophyta, Magnoliopsida, Apiales, Apiaceae. Gene Ontology annotation, biological process: positive regulation of transcription by RNA polymerase II.
AACGCUGUUCAGAUAAAAUAUAUCAGAAAAUAUUUUCCGUGAAUCAAAAAAAUUUGAUCGAGGAGAACAUUCUCCGGCCGGAAAAAAUAACCAAUUUUUUGCAUAAAAAAAUUGCACAGUAAUUAUUAAGGGGAAAAAAAGGAGGCGGGCUAUAAGAAAAGGGACGGAAGCGAAUUGAUUGUACGAGCUUCGCUUUUCGCUUCAACUUCCAAACCUCCAACUCUCCGACGAGAAUUAGGGUUUACGAACGACGACGUUUCUUCUCCAAAUUUAUAAAACCCCAAAUCACAUCUCCACUCUAGUCACUACUCGCCGCUGCAAUUUUUAAUCUAGGGCUACAAUUAUAUCAAUCUCUCUCCGAUCUGUCAGGCGAUAAUGGUCUGCCCUUGUAUGAUUAACUGACUGAUGGAUCAGGAGAGCAAGAACUUUGGAAGAGGGCCAAGAGAACUUACAGGGGCCGUGGAUCUUAUAUAUCAUUACAAAUUACUUCCUCAUCACGAGUUCUUCUGCAAGAGGUCACUUCCUUUAUCAAUUUCAGACACACACUAUCUUCACAAUGUUGUGGGGGACACAGAAAUCAGGAAGGGAGAGGGAAUGCAAUUGGAUCAGCUCAUUCAAAGUACAUCAUAUCCAAGAGAGUCAAAUGUACGCAUCCAGCCUUUUGACAUUGACGUCCUUAGAGAAGCAUUUCAAUUAAGGGAAACUGGUCCAGUUGAUCUGCCUACUUCUGAAAAGGGAACUCCCACCAUAGCUGGAAAGUCCAGAAGCGAGUCAAAAGACAAAGAGAAAAAACAUAAAAAGCACAAGGAUAAGGACAGGGAGAAGGACAAGGAGCAUAAGAAACACAAACAUCGUCAUAAAGAUCGAAGUAAGGAUAAGGAUAAGGAGAAGAAAAAGGAUAAAAGCAGUCAGCACCAUGAGAAGAAAAGGAAGCAUGACGGAGAUGAAGAUAUUAAUGAUAUUCACAGGCACAAGAAAAGUAAGAAUAAGAGCUCAAAGAUUAAUGAGAUGGGUGCGAUAAGGGUAGCGGGCUGAGGUUUUUGCGUUGUUAUUAAUUUUUUGUCCUCAAAAUGUUGCUGUUUAGAAUUUGGAGGAGCCAUUGUUUACUUAACAGAUGAUAUGAGAACCAGUUGUGGACUAAUCAAGUUCUAUGGAGGUGAACUCACCUGUAAAAAUUUAGAUUGAUGCAAGUUGCUGAGAUGGAUGAACUUUUUUGUGUCAUUAUGACGGCUCCAAUAUAUUUUGUAGCGGCAUAUAGACAUUUGCCUAUUUAAUAUACCGUGCUUUUGAUGUAUGAUCAUAUUGCCAUGGACUGUUUUCCUGGUCUUGUCUUUUAGAAAUGUUGCCAGUAUUUUUUAGAUAGAGUGAUUUUAAUUCAUAGGUUCUGGGUGGUAGAAAGAAUUGAAGGUUAAUUAAGAAAAUUGUGUAAUAUUAUCUGUGUUUUGUUUAAGAAGAUUGUGUAUAUGUAUAUGCAUUCAGUAGAAAGUAGAUGGUUCUUUAUAGCCUAACAUCAUGAGCGGGAAAGCCCGUCUAAGCUUUGGCAAUGUUGCAAGUUUUUCAGUUGAAAAUGAAUUUGUGGUUGCGAUGAAUA